Triticum dicoccoides is the source of this 527-nucleotide messenger RNA. RefSeq names its product seed maturation protein (gene SMP1). Lineage: Eukaryota; Viridiplantae; Streptophyta; Magnoliopsida; Poales; Poaceae. The transcript has a single exon. The record is from RefSeq and is a predicted model, not a curated record. The coding region runs from base 76 to 378 and encodes 100 amino acids. Gene Ontology annotation, biological process: seed dormancy process.
CACGGAUCGGAGAGACAGAGACACACCCGCACCAGGCACUCAGCUCAUCCGUAGCGAGGCACAUCAGCGAGAGCCAUGGCGACGAGCAAGGAGGACAUCAAGCACGGCACGGCCCAGGCGAGGUUGACCGUGGACGACGAGCUCAGGACCGGCUACUUCAAUGGCUCGCCGCUGGAGGGCGGCAAGAUCGCCGACUCCGACCCCGUCGACCUCUUCGCCCAGGCGCGGCACGUGGCCGACGCCUCGCCGCACCAGCAGCAGCAGCAGCCGCGGCGUGAUCUGGGGGAGGAGGAAGGGAGGAAGGCCGGGGCGGAGGAGCCGCGGGCGCAGGCGCGGCAGGGAAUGGGCGCCGGUGGACGUCAGCUCGGGCGCCAGUAGCUGGCUAGCUAGCCGUAGUACCACGGCGAUGUAGAGCUACCUAGAAAUAAAGUUGCCGAGGCCACCGGCCGGCCGGACGGCCGCUGUUGUAUGUUUUAUGUACCAUCUGAUGUCAACCGUGUGAGAAGCACCAGCUAGCUGCUUUUGUC